Messenger RNA from Loxodonta africana (African savanna elephant), 5488 nucleotides. RefSeq names its product olfactory receptor 5D13-like. Bases 1974 to 2831 code for a protein of 285 amino acids. The transcript has a single exon. Gene Ontology annotation, biological process: sensory perception of smell; G protein-coupled receptor signaling pathway. NCBI's taxonomy places the organism in Eukaryota, Metazoa, Chordata, Mammalia, Proboscidea, Elephantidae. The record is from RefSeq and is a predicted model, not a curated record. Gene Ontology annotation, molecular function: odorant binding; G protein-coupled receptor activity; olfactory receptor activity. Gene Ontology annotation, cellular component: membrane.
AGGUCUUACCUCAUACCAUACACAAAUAUUAAUUUGAAUUGAAAGUUAAAACUUAACAGAAAUUUAAAAAUGGCAGAAAUAUAGGAAAAUUUUUGAACACUUGGCAUAAGGGCUUUUUUACAUAGAACAAAAAGAAUGAAUUAAAAAUUGAUAAAAUGAAUUUUAUCAACAUGAAAAAUGACUGCUCUUCAAAGACACCAUUAAGAAAAAGGAAAGGUCAGCCACAAACUGUGAGAAAAUACUUGCAAUAUAUACGCCUGACAAUUGAUGUAUAUGUAGAACAUAUACAGAAGUUAUCCAACCAGCCGAUGAGCACUUGAAAAGCUACUCGGCAUCAUUAGUCAUCAGUGCAACGUGUAUUAAAUCUAAAAUGAGACACCACUACUUACCCAAUGGAAUGGCUAAAGUUAAAAAGAUAGAAAUGUCAAAUAUUCCUGUGAACACGGAUGAGGUGGAAUAUUCAUGUACUUCAAAUGGAAAUGUAGCAGGUAAAAUAUACUUGAAAAACAGUUUAGUGGUAUCUUAUGAACUUACACAGGAACUUUAUAUAAAAUUGAGCAGUUUCUUCCCUAAGUGCUUAUUUACCCAAGAGAAAUGAAAUCAAAUAUUUUAACUUAGGAGAAAAUGGUUCUUGUUAAUGUAUGCAACUAUAUAUAUAUAUAUAAAAAAAACUACAUAGUGGAGGAAAAAAAAUACAGUGGUGUGUGUUUGUGGGUGGGUGUGUGUGUGUUCCUUUUAUGAAUACUUCUUGCUCUUUUCUUAAGUGAUAUUUCAACAAGAGGUACAUUUUUUUUCAUGAUGAGUUAUCAAGCAUAAACAGGAGAAGGCAGGAAGGAUAGGACAACCUGUUGUCAUUUUAAUCCAGGGAAAAUGAAAUAUAGUGACUGGACGGCACACAACAACAAUGCCUUCAAAACCAAAAAAACAAACCCCGCUGCCCUAGAGUCAAUUCGAACUCAUAGCGACCCUGCAGGACAGAGUAGAACUGCCCCGUAGCGUUUCCAAGGAGCACCUGGUGGAUUCAAACUGCUGACCUCUUGGUUAGCAGCCGUAGUACUUAACCACUAUUGCACCAGGGUUUCCACACACAUAAAUAAAAUAUAUGUCUAUAAUAGGUAAAUCUGCACCUCUUUCGUGCCUUUGCUGACCUUGAUCUUCUCAUAAUUCAAAUUCAUCUAAGCUAAGAAGUUUUGGGAACUGGACUGAUGAGGUAUAAUUCCCCUCUGAUAUAAGUGUCUUGUUGAGAUCAAAGGUGGAGUUGUUUGUCUAAAAAGGGAUGGCUUUUCAACUGCAAUUACUUCUGAUAUAGGACAGAACAUCUCUAUAACUCAAUGUUUGGAUCAGGACAAGAAAAACAAUUCUUGCUUUUAAACAGGCAGAAUUUAGAACAGCAAUUGCUCAUAAAAGUAUUACAAGGUCCACUGGAGUAAAAAAGAUGCCUGAAAAGAAGAGAAAAAAAAAAAAAUCAGAUAGUUCAUUUUUGUGGUGAUACCAGUUUCUUAUGACCCACUUUUUCUUCUGACCCUAACCACUCAGAGUUAGGUCAGAUCUCAAAGAUAAAGAGCACAAUCGUCCAGAGUCCAUGUCUCCUCAAGACCUCAGAUAUCAGCUGCAAGCUAGGGGGUCUGCAGGCCCCUCACAUCUGACCUGUUAACUCCCACAGCUCCCUGAGGUUUGAGAAUUUGCUAAAAUGACACACAGAAAUCAAUUCCAAUUUCAUUAUGGCAAAAAAGGAUCAAAAUGAAGAGACAUAUAAGGAAAGAUCUGGACAUGUCAUUGACUGCUAACCUAAGGGAUGGCAGUUUAAACCCACCUAGCAGCUCCUGGAAGGAAGGCCUGGCAAACUGCUUCCAUAAACAUCACAGUCAACAAAACCAUGUGGAGUAGUUUUACUCCGUAAGACAUGGAGUUGCCAUGAGUUAGAGUCAAAUGGACGGUUUUUUGAGGGGAGGUUCAAAACUCAGCUUGUCUACAUGGUCACUGUGGUGGGGAACCUGGGCAUGAUUGUGAUCAUCAGGAUCAACCCCAAACGCCACACCCCCAUGUUCUUUUUCCUCAGUCACUUGUCUUUUGUUGAUUUCUGCUACUCCACUAUAGUUACACCCAAACUAUUAGAAAACUUGGUUGUGGGAGACAGAACCAUCUCCUUCACAGAGUGCAUCACGCAGUUCUUCUUGGCUUGUAUAUUUGCAGUUGCAGAAACAUUCAUGUUGGCAGUGAUGGCCUAUGACCGUUUUGUGGCAGUUUGUAACCCCCUGCUUUACACCGUCGUCAUGUCCCAAAAGCUCUGGGCAUCAUUAGUCGGUGGGCCCUGUGCAUGGGGUAUAGUUGCUUCCCUGACACUCACUUAUUUUCUCCUGACAUUAUCCUUUUGUGGCUCUACCAUCAUAAAUAACUUUGUCUGUGAGCACUCGGUUAUUGUUUCUGUCUCCUGCUCUGAUCCCUGUAUCAUCCAGGUGCUUUGUUUUCUCUUUGCCAUAUUCAAUGAGGUCAGCAACCUGGUGAUUAUCUUCGCUACACUUUUCAUUUCUGUAACUGUCAUAAAAAUGCCUUUCAAUGGGGGGCGCCAAAAAAUCUUCUCCACCUAUGCCUCCCACUUGACCGCCAUCGCCAUUUUCCAUGAGACUGUCCUGUUCCUCUAUUGUGUACCCCACUCCAAAACCUCAUGGCUCAUAGUCAAAGUAGAAUCUGUGUUUUAUACAGUGGUCAUCCCCAUGCCGAACCCCCUGAUCUACAAACAAAGAUGUGAAGGAGACUGUCAGAAAGUUCAUGAGCCACCUAACACAAUCUUGAAGAUUUAUGUAUUUUUCUGGAAAGAGUUUGCUUUAUGAUGUUAAAAAUCAUUCAAUGUUUCUAGAAGAGAUGGUAAUUCAAAUUAUUUAGUCAAUUUACCCAUCUAAUUUUUUAAAUCUAUUGCAGCAUACCAGUUAUCUAAUAAUUUGAUUUUUAGUCAUUUCAAUCUUUACUAAAAUAGGUUUGAAUCAUACGUGAAGUGAAUCAAGCAUAGUGGAUUGAAUAGCAUCUCCCCCCAAAAUACUCAUACCCACCUAGAACUUCAGAAUAUAACCUUUUUGGAGACAGAUUCUUUGCAGAUGUAGUUAAGGAUUAACAUAAAUUCAUAUUUUCUUAACACUAAAACCCAUUGCCUCAGAAUUAAUUUCCACUCAAAGAGACCUUAUAGGACAGAGUAGAGCUACCCCAUAGGAAUUCCAAGGCUGUAAUCUUUAUGGAAGCUGACUGCCACAUCUUUUUCCUGUGGAGCAGCUGGUGGGUUUGAACUGCCACCUUUAGGUUAGCAGCCAAAUUCUUAACCACUGUGCCACCAGGACUCCUACAUACUCUCUUAGGGCAGGCUAUGAAUCCAGUAAGUCUCAUUAUGACAACCAGACAAGGACACAGAGUCACACAGAGAAGAAAGCCAUGUAGAGAUGAAGGCAGGACUUGGAGUUACGCUACUACAAGCCCAGGAAUACAAGGACCGAUGGGAAGCUGGAAGAGUCAAGGAAGGAUUUCCUUCUAGGGUCUUUAGAGGGACCAUGUCCCUGCCAUUACCUUCAUUUCAAACAUUUGGCCUCCAGAACUGUAAGCAAAUAAAUUUCUGGUCUUUUAAGCCACCAAGUUUGUGGUAAUUUCUUGUGGUAGCCCUAAGAAUCUAAUAUUUAGCAAGUAAACAUUCAAUCAUAAAACUCAAAUUGUUUGACACACAUAUUAGCAUGGUACAUGAUUAAAAAACAAACAGCAACAACAACAGCAGCAAAAUUCUUCAAUCCUCUUUAAACAAUGUGCAUGUCAAAGUUACAGAAAAUUCUGAAAAAUUAUAGCUGACUAGGAUUUUGGAGCCCUGGUGACACAGUGGUUAAGAGCUACAGCUGCUAACCUAAAGGUCAGCAGUUUGCAUCCACCAACUGCUCCUUGGAGACCCUACAGGGCAGUUUUACUCUGUCCUAUAGGGCUGCUGAGUCAGAAUCAACUUGACACCAAGGGUUUGGUUUGGUUUAUGGAGGAGUAUGCAUGUAGGAGAAUUACCACUAAGAGCCUGGAGGCACUAUCUCUAAACUCCAACCAAGUUCUUUAUUUCUUUCCUUAAGGCCUCAUAUAUGUUUGUUAUGGUACAGGAAGUGAUGGUAAACAUGAUACCACCAAGGGUGAAGAAAAAAUGUUGAUUUCUAUGUGAAGGUCCUGAUGGGUAACCAAGGUAACAAAAGUGAAAAAAAAGUCAUAGUUAAGAAUCUCACAAAUCUCAGCCUGUUACGUCAAACACUCUCCUUCCUCAUGCCAAUAGCCUCUUAGUAACAACAUUUUAGAGAAAAUAAUCUGCGGCUAAACAACAAGGGAUCUUACGUUGAUAUCAAUCUUCCGUGUAUCAUACCAAGGAGCACAUAGAAAGAGACAGAAGAGCAGAAAACGGACAGGUAGAAGCAAACAUAAAAUGAUCAGCAUGAUAGACGCUAAAAAAUGUGUUGAAUUAAUGGAUGAAUGAGUUCAAUCUACUAUUCUAUUCUCAUUUCUAGCAUCCUGUUAAGUAUACAGAAGACAGGGGAAAAAAAAAAAUACUGGAUCUUACCAUCUUACCAACAUGAUUUUAGCACUUAGCAGUGGUUUUUACACUUUAAAGUUCCUAUGUGUCACCCAAGUUCCUUCUUAAAUGUGGAUACUGUUGAGUCCCAUUCCUAGGAAUUCUGAUCUCAGAAGUUUUGGGGGCCUAGAAGACUAGAAUCCUAGGCAAUUUUAUUACAGAUGUGGUAAGAACCUUUGAUGUGAGAAAUCCUGCUUUAGCUUAAAAAACAACCAAAACCCAGUGCCGUCGAGUCUUAAUUCCAUAGGACAUUUAGUAAUGUGCAAAUAAAGGCUGGUAGUCAACUUCGUGCUACAACUUUUCUGUGUGAUUACAAGGAAAUUCCAGUCUUUGACGAUGGUACAAAGAACCUGGCUCUUGUCUUAGUUAAUUGGCUUGAGGCAUAGUUGCUAGUGAUUCCCCAGAGUUGGAGUCCCAAGGGCUGUAGAGGUAGAUGUAAUCGCUGUGGUGCUCCCGAAAUACUCAGCUUACAGUGGUGGCCUGUUUCUCUGCAGCAGGUGAGUUGCCUCAGGUUUUUUUUUUUUUUUUUUAAUGAAAUAGUGAAAAUAUUAUUUCCCUGAUAUGAUAAUAGGACGUCCUUUGAUUUUUUUUCCAAUGUUAAGUCACUAAAACUGUUAAGUCUAUGCCCAAUCAUAUUAAGGAAAGAACUUAAUAAUCAUGGACAUAUUUGGCUUUAUUAUCCAUUGACAGGAAUUUCACAAAGAAUAGAAUAAAUUUUUUACUUGAAAAUGGAUAUUUUCCCAUAUCCUCUUUAUAUGCACCUUAAAUUGGUAUAUAAACUUUUUAUAAGAAAGAAUUGACUAAGCAAGCUGCAAUUCAUAUGCAAACAUAACUUUCUGGUUAGUCCUGUUGUAACUCUAAUUUGAUAAAUCUCGGAACCUCUAAAAUAUAUACAUAUACACAUGUACACAU